CGUCACAUUCCGGUAUGAGCAGCUGAGAGUCGCAGUUUGGUCAGAAGAAGUCAAAUAUCCCCUAAACCCACCCCAGGCUGCCACUUUCACCAACAGAUCACCCGCUGCUGACGGAUAAUCACCACGAAAAUGGGCAACUGUCAACCCACAAUUUUUCCCUAUGAGGAUUUUGAUGUCGUUGCUGACAUCAAGGCCAUCCGCAAAGCCUGCAAAGGGUUUGGAACUGACGAGCAGGCUAUCACUGACAUCUUGGCAAACCGCAGUUCAGCUCAGCGUCAGGAAAUUAAACAGGCUUAUUUUGAAAAAUAUGAUGACGAAUUGGUGGAUGUGUUGAAGAGUGAGCUGUCAGGAAACUUUGAGAAUGCCAUCCUCGCCAUGCUGGACCCACCGGUCAUCUACGCAGUGAAGGAGCUCAGGAAGGCCAUGAAAGGUCCAGGCACUGAUGAGGAUGUCCUGGUGGAGAUCCUCUGCACUGCUACCAACGCUGACAUUGCCAUGUUCAAGGAAUGCUACUUUCAGGUGCACGAGCGUGAUCUUGAAGCCGAUAUCGAGGGUGAUACGAGCGGGGAUGUUAGAAACCUUCUCACAGCUCUUUUGGAGGGCAACAGAGAUGAGACUUACGAGGUGGAUGAGGCUCUGGCUGAACAAGAUGCUAUUGCCCUGUUUGAGGCUGGUGAGGGUCAUUUUGGGACAGAUGAAUCCACUUUCACCCAUAUCCUGGCCACCAGAAAUUACCUGCAGCUCCAGGUCACCUUCAAGAUAUAUGAGCAGCUCUCUGGAACUGAAAUCCUAGACGCCAUUGAGAGAGAGACUUCAGGGACACUGAAAAAAUGCUACACUGCUCUCGUGAGAGUUGCUAAGAACCCGCAGCUCUACUUCGCCAGACGUCUGAACAAAGCAAUGAAAGGAGCAGGCACUGAUGAGGACACCCUGAUUCGCAUCAUUGUGUGUCGUGCUGAGUAUGAUUUGGAGACCAUCAAAGACAUGUACCUGGAGAAGUACGAUGUGUCCCUGAAGGACGCCCUGAAGGACGAGUGCAGCGGCGACUUUAAGCGUCUCCUUGUGGCCAUCUGCCACUGAAGGCCAGAGAGGCAGGCAGGCAGGCAGCACGAAGGUUGUUUGUGAAACAAACUAACUUCACUCACUCUCCCUGUAUGAUAUUAUGAAGGGAACCGGAGGGUGGUAGGUGAUUAAAUCAUUAACUUGGCUCAUGUUUUGUCUAAACUAACUUAAUGUGGUUGGAGCACCACGUUUACCUCUUUCACAGACACUGACCUUGAUUCUCUUACUUAGAAUUUAGCAGUGAGUGAAACUGUGUCUGACAAUUACUGCCCAUUUCUUAGUCAAUUUUUAUCCUUAAAUUAACCAGCAUUUAUAUAAUGGCAAUUAUAAAGUAAAGCACCAAAUUUCUGCAGGACAAACAGGAGAAAGUUGUAGUCAUACUGAAUCAAUUACAUUGAGCACGGUGUGAUCAGACCGUUUAACUCUUUAAAGCCUGAACCACGAAAUAAUUGCCAAAAAAAUAAAUAUAUCAAUUUGCAUUAAUGAGUUUUCAUUUGUAUCACAUUUGCUGCAUCUGACUUGAUGUAGAAGUCUCAAAAACUCAUAAAAACUAAUUGUGUCAAAUAUGACACACUAGGCAUUAAUAAGAUAAUGACGUUACAAAUAUAAGACCUGUUUCUGCUUCGCUGCCUGAUUCUCCUGCAUUCGCUAAUGAAUUGAGAUUUUUAUAUAAGUAUCAUACUGCUUUAAAUCAAAUCACUCUUUGACCCGUUUCACCCUCAUUGACCCAAACUCUGUGACUGUUAUACUGUUAUAGCUAAUGCAAUCACGCAGCAUGGCUUUGGGCUUUUAAAUGAAUAAAUGUGAAAGUUUGUGAUGAAGGAGUAUCAGGUGGUAUCAUGAAGGCAAUGCAAUGUCAUGUGAACGGAUUUUCUGAACUGAUUUCACAGUAGAGGUUAUAUAUUUUAUCAGUUGCUCGUUGAAGUAUUGAUAUUGAGUUACAUUAAGUACAUUAAGUUGCACAAAAAGACCUGACAAAUCCAAAUAUAUCUCACCUUGUUAUACAUAUAUUUUUUUAUAUUUUAUGACUAACACAGAAGAGUUCAUAGCAUUAUUUAGUGAAAUGGUUAGGAUAAGCCAGAAGUUAUGUAAAAAGAAAGCUGAUCAUAAUGUUCAGCUCGGUGUUUAACAUCUGGAAAAUCUGACACCUGUCUCAUAUGUGUCUGUUAAUGGCAGCUGAGAUUUACUUUAUGAGUGACCACUAUUGUAAACAUUUUUGCGACAAGCUGAGUAGAUACUCAAGUGACAUACAGCACAUGAGAUAGUCACAGCAUCAGUCUGCAUAUUAGCCUCUCUGUAGCCAAAGAAUUUUAGUCUAACUGCUAAUAAAGUUUCCUGUAACGUCA
Messenger RNA from Archocentrus centrarchus (flier cichlid), 2408 nucleotides. It is a transcript of the gene anxa13, whose product is annotated as annexin A13. The record is from RefSeq and is a predicted model, not a curated record. Gene Ontology annotation, cellular component: vesicle membrane; cytoplasm; plasma membrane. Gene Ontology annotation, molecular function: calcium-dependent phospholipid binding; calcium ion binding; phosphatidylserine binding. The transcript has 11 exons. The coding region runs from base 130 to 1080 and encodes 316 amino acids. NCBI's taxonomy places the organism in Eukaryota, Metazoa, Chordata, Actinopteri, Cichliformes, Cichlidae.